Messenger RNA from Cucurbita moschata (crookneck pumpkin), 1108 nucleotides. RefSeq lists its product as uncharacterized. Bases 44 to 652 code for a protein of 202 amino acids. Lineage: Eukaryota; Viridiplantae; Streptophyta; Magnoliopsida; Cucurbitales; Cucurbitaceae. The record is from RefSeq and is a predicted model, not a curated record. The transcript is spliced from 6 exons.
AAGGAAGAAGAAGAAAAGAUGAACAAGCGGUUGCGGUUUGUUUAUGUUAACUGCUAUUAACGGUAUAAAAUUACGGAGUUCCGCGGGAUUCCGUAAAGUUUCAAUGGAAGUCGCAAUCGCAACAAUAUCCUAUCCAUUCAUACCUUGUUUAUCCCUUUCUAUCCGUAUGGUGACGCCAGAGAGCUGGAUUUCUGUUUGGAUCGAUCGAUUUCUCUCUUGUUUGGGGAGCACCAAAUGUGCACCUGCUAUCUCCGGGAAUAAUCUGAAUUCUAGGAUGCCAAGCAUGUCAGAAGAUUUUUGGAGCACAAGCACGUGUGAUCUCGAUGAGUUGAUUACGCUUCAAUCUCGACAGAGCUCAUUUAUCAGCAUAAUAAAUCACAACCCUAAACAUGGAGGUGGCACUGACGAUCUGAGCAAUCAUUCUGACUUUGUAAAUAAUGGUUUGAUUCUUUGGACUCAGACCAGGCUUCAAUGGAUCGGAAAUUAUGAGCCUGCGAAACGAACCAAAAAAAAUCAUUUUACAGGAUUAAGUUGGUAUAUGACCAAAGAACUCUUGCUGGAAAACAAAAAACCUUUUCCUCGGCCCAUACCUUUAUCUGAAAUGGUAGACUUUCUGAUAGAAGAAUGGGAAGAAGAAGGGCUGUAUUAUUGAACCAAUCAAUGGAAAUAAAACACCAUCACCUUGUACAUACACCAUGUUUGUGACUUUUUCAGAGUUUAAUUAAACGGCCACUGCCUUAACUUGGGAUCAAUAACAUACAAAAUGACACCACCUGGUUGGCUAACCUUUUCUCUAUUGGUACAUUGAAGAUCUCUAGGGGAGAAGCCAAGUGUGGAAUAAACUGAAAUCCAAGUUCUUCUGAACGAUCGGCGAGCUAAACGGUGAGCCUCCUCCAACCAUCAGCUAAUAUAUAUACUUCAUACAUACAUAUCGAGUUUUCUUCAUUGUUUCUUCUACGCAUGACAGUAUGCAUCAACUUUGUAGUGUGUUUAAUACAAUGUUGAUGAUUGACUUGAUGUAAUUGAUGUAUAAGAAUAGAUAUUAAUCUCUAACCCACAAACUCUCUUGCUUUGAAUUCCGAUAAUACUGAGCUUGAUUUUGUGGUGA